Xyrichtys novacula (pearly razorfish) is the source of this 4935-nucleotide messenger RNA. Lineage: Eukaryota; Metazoa; Chordata; Actinopteri; Labriformes; Labridae. The record is from the annotation of a GenBank genome assembly.
ACAUGAAGCAUGCUUCCUGGCUGUGGUCAACUGAUCAUACGGAGUAACAUUUUACUUUUACUGAAAGGCAGAAACUAUAACAGGAAAGAACAUACUGUGGAUGCUAGGAGGGUGUAACACGAUGCCGCCCAGGUUAAUCUUCAGUAUAUUCAGCUUUUUUUUUUAAGAGAGAGCGCCACACCUCUGCCUUCUUAAAAUGGGCAUGUUUAUGAAUUUUAAGCUCACCGACAUUUUCCGUUCUACAAUGACCGAAAACAGUACCUGUGGUGACUGAGGACAGGACUCACUCAUCUCAAAAUCAGGUCUGUGUUUCUCUGGUUUAUACACUCUCGUUUCUAUGAAGUGUUAAGCAUUGCUUUUUAAAAAAUCCUCUUGGUUUGGUUGGAAAUUCAGAAUGAUCUGCCGUACUUCAGUAAGUUGACUGUAGGUGAAUAACUACAGGGUUAAAAAUCAGUUGGUUUGAACUUCUCACCCAGCAACGCUUUACAACUAUCUUGAGGAGAAAAACACCUUUGCCAACAAAAAUCUGACCACAUCCUGCUCAGAGUUCAUUUCUCUGGAGGCUCAAAAGCUACAGAUAUUUAAAGAAACAUGUCUGAGGUUUUUGUGACUUUAAUCUUACACCUCUACCACAUGAUCUUUUCGGUUUGUUUUAUUCAACGGUGACACCACAUACAUACAGUACGUACAUCCAUUCCUGAACACAUACCUAUGAAUGAAACGUAACUUUUCUCGAUAUAUAACAGCUGUUUUCUUUAGAGUAAGGUCCCAGAGGAAAGGGAAUUCAAUCAACGCUCAUUUUAAAUAAGUUUAAAUAACUAGUUUACAUACAACCCUGAUGCAGAAAUAGUAACAUGCUGCAUUAUUUAUUCACUUUCUGUUGCCUAUAAUUAUUUGCUGUGCAGUGCUAAUAUAAAAAGUAUCAUCCCACAUGCACAUUUCCAUUUUUGCGAGGUAUUUAUUGAAUAAAAUGUAAACUAAUUAAAUGUCAUGAGUAUAUUUGAUGUGCUGUUAAUGGGUGGAUCUUGAUGUGUGCUAUCUGUCCAUAAAGCAAAUAAAAGGAAGUUCUUUGAGCAGAAGAAACUCACAGUUGAUGGUGUGCCAUCUUCACACUUGGAGUGACAGCCUGAGUCAGGGUACCUCAUGGUGAGUUCUUGUUACUUUCAGUCUAAUUUUAACUUGAUAGAAGUCUUAAAUAUCAAAAGGAGAAUGAACACCCUUUCUCUUUCUUUUCUUCGCUGUUUAUUUCAAAGCGCCUCUUUCUACCGUUUCAUUUGAAGCGUUUGGUCGAUUUCACAAAGAUCAGAGAGGAAAAUGAAUUUAGCAAACACUGAGUAUUUCUACAAAAAAACCUCAAAGUGACAAGUCAAGCCAGUCAUAUCUGUCACACUCUUCGACACUCUUCUUUGACAUGGUUUCUUACUCUUUCUAUUGGCAUGUGUCAGUGCAGAGUGCCACCAUCUAUUUGUAUUAGUGCCUAAAAACCUACAAGAGUUAGCCUUAUAUGUUACUGUAGCAAGUAAAUUCAAUUUCUCACUUAGAAAAGGUAUAAUUAAAUAAUUGUGUAAUAUUGAAGAAGAAAGGAGAUUUUAGUUUAUUUUGGUAAAAAAUAACUUUGAUACAAUCAUCAAAUAAAGAUUUAUUUUACAAACCCAUUGAGGGAUUUUUUUGCUCUUGAAGUGUUACAGGUGAACUGUUCAGUUUGAAGUCAGGAGGUCCCUUUAUCCAUGAUCCAUUUAGUGUUGGCAAGAUGAAGCAAAAAAUACUAUUAAUUGAAGUAAACUCUCAGAUUUUACCAUUCAUUUCUAUUCAGACUGAAAAAGGGAUUUUCUUGCUAGGUUAAAUAAAAAUUGAGGAUGAAGGAUGGAUAAUAACCGACCAGAAAGAUACCAGGCAUGACACACUGUGAAGUUGCAUCCACACAGCCAGCAUUUCAGGUUGUGGCAUUAAUUAGUCUGGUUCUACUUAAGUUUUCUGCCUGUUUUUAAAGACUUUUUAACAUUAUCUUUAAAAGUAAACAACGAAGAAAUCAGGCUGUGUGUGAAAAAGAGAAAAACAAAUGAGAAAUAUAAAUAUUUCAGAUCAGUGGAAAAAAAAACAGCUAAAUGACGGUCAGGUCGGAAAAAAAGGUGAAAUGACAUUAAAGAGCUGCUGAGCGUGGGUUAAGGUUAGCACGCCUUCUCUUGCUCUGUAUCUGUUUUACAGCGGUGAGGCAGAAGAGUAAAAUUGGUGCAACCUACAUUUAAGGUGGUGUUGAUCGUAAAAAAAAAAAAUAAAGUGGAUCAGCUUGUGUCCACCGUGCACAGAGCAAAAAAGUGUUUUAAGACUCUAAUGUACUGCCAGUUGAAGGUGAGAUCUUUAAUCUUCAGUUACAUCUUGUCUGCAAAUGUGAUGCAUAGAGACGGGAUGGCAGGGGAAGUCCUUCUGCUUCUGAUCUGCUAUCAGAAGUUGUCAUAGAGAUAUAACUGGGAGGCGGGGGGUGUAGUGUGUAGCAGGGUGGAGCAGCGCUGUGUCUGUCUGUGCAUAUCCGAGCGUAUGUGGAACUCCUGCUGAGUGUUAACAUGCCAUGCCCAUCUCACACAAACCUCGAGUUAAAAUGUCUGGGGUCAAGAUUGUUGUCUUACAGUUAAAAGGAAAUACUUUGCGGUUGCCAUGUGCUCGCUCAUGAAGAGGCAUCAGUUGCUGAUAAAUGAAGCAAAUGUGAAGGCCCAAAAGUCUGCAGCUCCAUAGUUGUCCAUUUGAGGCUUGCUGCAAAAUCAGAGGAAUCCCCUUCAUAAAAUGUCAGUUUCAAGAAUAGAAUCAAACAUAUUUACAGCCUGUUACAAGAACGUUUUCUUCACUCACACAUAUUAACUGCGGCCUACGUUGAGGUGUGAAUUAGUGGUGCUAUAUAGAAAUGAUUCAGACGCAGGAUCACACCUCUUUCAACACUUAAUUCAAACCUUUCUCUCUCGUCUCUUUUUACUUUCGCAUUACUUGCCCCUCUCUCCCACCACCUUUUUCUUGUACAGCUUUCUUUCGUCUUAUCUGUAGUCUCUGUAGGGGUUUGCUUAACAAAAGUGGAUCCCGUGAUGAUUCGACAGAAUGAUGUCAAAAUCAAUGAUAAUAUCAAUUUGAAUCUCCAUCAUGACUUACCUUUUGUUUCCCUUUUAUAACAGGGGUGUGCUAACACUAAAAGGCUCCAAGUUAGCUACAUGAGGAAGAGCCUACUCCUCAUCUUCUUCCUCUGCUUUUUUCUGCUGUCUCUCCUCAACGGUUGGCCUGAAGGAUUUCAAACACUGACAGCGAUAAACCCCUUCACGAACUGCAGCAGAGGUGGUAGAAAUGUGACCAUCUUAGUAUGGUACUGGCCUUUUGGUAGGUCAUUUACCCUCAAAGGGGACAUGUGCUGGGACCGCUUUCAAAUCCCUCACUGCAGACUGUCGGAUAAGCGCUCCAUGUUCCCCUUAGCUGAUGUGGUGGUGUUCCACAGCCAAGAGCUGUUGCUGGGCCAACAAAAGCUGCCCUCUGACCUUCCUCGUCCACAGGGACAGAGGUGGGCCUGGAUGUCCUUAGAAGCUCCUCCUAAUGAAACGAACCUGCACCAGUUUGCUCAUCUCUUCAACAUGACUGUCACCUACAGGAGGGAUGCAGAUGUCACUGUUCCCUAUGGCGAGGUGCAACCAAAAGAAGAUGGAGAUGUAGAGGAAGUCCCUCAGAAUAAAAGCUCUCUUGUGUGUUGGGUGGUCAGCAACUACAAUACCCAGCACAGAAGAAGCCAAGUGUACAAGAACCUCACUGAAACCAUUCCUGUCAAAGUUUACGGUCGCUGGGCAAGAAAACCUCUGACUUCCAGAUCCCUGUUGCAUACUAUCUCCUGCUGCUACUUCUAUUUAGCAUUUGAGAACUCAGGCAGCAAAGACUACAUCACGGAGAAGCUGUGGAGGAACGCCUACCAAGGUGGAGCAGUGCCUGUUGUCAUGGGACCUCCGUUAGAUGAUUACAAAGCUGUGGCUCCACCUAAAUCUUUCAUACAUGUUGAUGAGUUUUCCUCUGUAAAAGAGUUGGGGAAUUAUCUACAACAGUUAGCAGAAGAUAAGGAACGCUACAGAGAGUAUUUUACCUGGAAACAGAAGUGGAGAGUGAAGCUGCACACAGACUGGAGGGAGAGACUGUGCAGGAUCUGCUUACAAUACGAUUGUUUACCUCAACAUAAAGUUUACUCGGACCUAGCAGCCUGGGCUAAUCCUGUUAGCACUUAGCUUGCACAGUUCCUGUUUGUUUCUCAGUAUUAGCUCGUAGAUGAUCUCAUUUUCCGCACUCAGCGUUAAUCUUAGUGAUUUGCCAAAUAAAGUUAAACAUGUUCUAACUGUGAUAGAUAAUCAAAACAACAAACUCUAAAAGACUGAAUCCAGUUUAGCUUAGGAAAAGACUGACACUUGAUCAAAAAGGGUCAAAUGGUAUGCUAUGAGGUUGCUACAGCGUAUGCUUGUGCUGCACUGAUCUAGCAUUACACAUUACAACUUUAUACACAGCCCACAGCUCUUCUAUAUUAGCUGUGAGGUUUCAGUGCAAGACUUGAAAAGCUACACUGAGUUCAGCUUGGCACAGAGACCUUAAGUCAAUGGUGCCACUCACUGCACAGGUAACAAUAUGUGGCCUGUAUAACCACAGACUUACACAAUAUUUGCUGUGGUCUAACUCAUGGUUAGCAAUCUCAAUAUAGUGUACCCUUGCACUCUAGAUUCUGUAACAGGAACUGAAAACCGUUAUGCAAUUGUCUUAGUUGUACAUCCAUAAACCAACAAUGCAAACUCGGUACUUCCUCGUUUAAAGUGGAAUAUUGUUAAAAAUCGGUGUUUUAAUCUAGAAAUUUUCUUACGGAUUACUUCUUUGUUCUACCAGAGGACAGCACCAGACUUACUUCAACAAUAAAGCACAAUUUUUAAUCUCAAA